This is a messenger RNA of Temnothorax curvispinosus, 1651 nucleotides long. Its product is annotated as neuronal calcium sensor 2. The record is from RefSeq and is a predicted model, not a curated record. Gene Ontology annotation, molecular function: calcium ion binding. Lineage: Eukaryota; Metazoa; Arthropoda; Insecta; Hymenoptera; Formicidae. Bases 1066 to 1626 code for a protein of 186 amino acids. The transcript is spliced from 6 exons.
CCGCCGCACUCGUACACGCUGGAAAACGCGCCGUUCUUCACGCGCCUGAGUAAAGGAAAAAAAUAGAAACGCGAGUUCACCGCGUCCAGUAGAGUCCGGCGGAAGAUCGCGGAGAUCUCGACGAACGCACGGUGGUGCGACGCCGGCGUUCUUUCGCGUCGGUGGUGGACGGAAAGCCUGUUGCGAGUCGCUUCCGUCGAUCCGUCCACUUUCUCGGCCUCCCCGCGCUCCCUUUCUCCCUGACGUAUUCCCGUAUCAGGUAUUAGAAGGAUUCCGUCUAGGCGCCUUUCCCUUUUUUUUUGCCCCGAUGUUUCUCCUUCGCCGAUGAAUCGAUCCGCGGACAUGUCGCGGUGAUCGCGUCGACUGUUGUUGUUUAUUACGGUCAACGAGGAGUCCGAUCGAGGGACGCGGAGCGAGAACGAAAGAGAUAGAGAGAAAGAGAGAGGAAGAUCGCGAGGAAACUAGAGAGCGAGAGGAGAAACUUCUCUCGCGUGCGUUCUCGUUCCGUCCUCUUUGAUCGAGCACGCAUCCCUUCUGCCGGUCGACGAAGAGAUACGAGGGAGAAUAGUGGGUACCGCGUGACGACGAGGUGAGAAUAAUAUGCGCUCGCGAAUUGCGCGCGAGGGUGCGCGAGCCGGAAGGGGACCGAGCUUGCCACAGCAGUGACCUGCGAGCUUGCAAGCGGUACGUACGUUCGCGAGCUUAACGUACGUUCCAUGUGUCGUGAAAGAGCCCGUGUCAACGGCGACGAUCUCGCGGUUGCAGUUUUUCGGACGAACGACGGCUUCUCGUGAGAUAAUCGGUUAGUUCCUGCCAGACUGGAUCUUCUGGAUAGCCUUAUCUCCUGGCCGUCGUCUCUCCAAUCGUCGCGUCCUACGCGUCUUCGCAGGGCGCGCGAAAGAGCACGAGUUCGAAGAGGACUUGGAGUUUGAAGACGAUCGCCUGCCAUUGAGUGAACGUUAUUAUUCUUUUUUCGGGACGUGCGAGGGGAUACAUCGUACGUUGGGAGAUUCGUAACAUCCGCAGAUAUCGUGGAAUUUACGUAGACGCUGAACCGAUAUCAAAAUGGGUUGUUUCGGGAGCAAAGACAAGUUGAGCAAAGAAGAUAUGGACUUCCUUAAGUCGCAUACGCGAUACGACGAAGCGACCAUAAAGGAAUGGUACAAAGGUUUUAAACAAGACUGUCCUAACGGCAGGUUAACGCCGGCGAAAUUUGUCGACAUGUAUAAAAUGUUCUUCCCGUCCGGCAACGCGGAAGAAUUCUGCGACCACGUGUUCCGCACAUUUGACAUGGACAAGAACGGCUACAUCGAUUUUAAGGAAUUCCUACUGGCGAUCGACGUAACGUCCAGCGGCACGCCGGAAGAAAAACUGAAAUGGGCGUUCCGUAUGUACGACGUUGACGGCAACGGCGUUAUCGAUAUGCAGGAAAUGACGAAGAUCGUCCAGGCGAUAUACGACAUGCUCGGCGCGUGUUCGAGCAAUAGGCCGGCGGACAGCGCGGAGGAGAGAGCGAAGAACAUAUUCGCGAAGAUGGACGAGAACAACGACGGGCAGCUGACGCAGGACGAAUUCCUGAAGGGCUGCCUCCAGGACGAGGAGCUGUCGAAGAUGCUCGCUCCUUAAUCCCGACGUCGCCGCACCUCCGAAC